AUGUUCAAUGACCCUCCGCCACCAGGACCCAUGGGCAUUGAUCCGCUGAGGAGCGUAGCAAAAGAGCUGAAAUUCAUGACCGGCAAUAUAAGGCAGUUGCUGGGAUCUGGACAUCCAAUGCUGGAUUCCGUAUCGAAAUACUACACACAGUCUGAGGGCAAAUAUAUCAGGCCAACGCUUGUGUUACUCAUGUCGCAAGCGACAUCUUUCUUACCUCGCAGUCCGCGUUCACCAUCGGCUGGGCAACGGUCGAUAGACACAGCCAUCACUUCGCCCGCCGUAUUGAACGACCAAAACCCCGAUACACCUCUCACUACCACGAAUGCCGACGAUGCCGAAACAGAUGACCCUUCAGUACUACCCUCGCAACGACGACUAGCAGAGAUUACAGAGCUAAUCCACACAGCGUCGCUCCUUCACGACGAUGUCAUCGACCACUCGCUUUCGCGGCGAGGAAAUGCGUCAGCAAACAUCGAGUUUGGAAACAAGAUGGCAGUGCUCGCAGGAGACUUUCUGCUUGGAAGAGCUUCGGUAGCGUUGGCACGUUUACGGGAUCCGGAAGUGACAGAGCUCCUGGCCACUGUGAUUGCCAACCUGGUAGAGGGAGAAUUCAUGCAGUUGAAGAACACGGCCCUGGACGAGAAACACCCAGCAUGGAGUGAGGAUACGGUCAGCUAUUACUUGCAAAAGACAUACCUCAAGUCCGCCAGCUUGAUCAGCAAAUCUUGUCGAGCGGCCGCUCUGCUAGGCGAGCAUCCUAGGGAGAUUGUAGAAGCUGCGUACCAGUACGGGAAGAAUCUGGGUUUGGCAUUCCAGCUCGUAGAUGAUAUGCUGGAUUACACGGUGAGCGGACAGGAACUUGGCAAGCCAGCCGGUGCAGACCUAGAGCUCGGUCUUGCAACAGCACCGUUGUUGUUUGCAUGGAAAAACAACAAGGAGCUCGGUACACUUGUCGGGCGGAAGUUCUCCCAAGAAGGGGAUGUGCAGAAGGUAAGACUUGAUAUCGCUGAUCAGAUCCGCUGAAGAUGAGCUAAUGCCGGGUAGGCACGAAACUUGGUGAUCGAGAGCGAUGGUAUCGAGCAAACUCGGGCACUGGCUCAAGAUUAUGUCGACACAGCCGCGCGAGCGAUCUCGGACUUCCCGGAGAGCGAAGCGAAAGUCGGACUCAUUGAUAUGUGCUCGAAAGUCAUGAGCAGGCGGAAAUAGACACUGACCAGGCACAUAUUACUCGAUUUGUAUCCAUCCGGCAGAGUCCAUUCAGAUGAUGUUGGCGAGCCCGGCGUUCGAGGUGCUUCUCGGGUACUUCCAUUGUGGAUCUCUAUAUGUUCAGCGUGUACAUAGAUAUCAAUGUGCGAUUAGAGACGGCUUACUACCAGCAUAUGAAGAACUGAGGGUGAAGUGAAGAGCGAAGAGCUUCUCACUCCAUCGUCAGCGGAUAUUUAUAAACAAAGUUUCCCCACUUGCCAUUCCUUGCUUCACAUGCAAGCCCCACGAGCUUCCACUUUCUCCUUCUCAAUUCCACAGCACGACAAUGUGAACGCCCGCAACCGUGAGCAGCACUCAAGUAGCCACAGCCGCCGAGACGUGAUGACAACAAUGCCAACGAAGAAAUGUAUAUCCAUCCGCUCUCCCACACAAUACCUACCUUGGGCCCAUUUCACUAACCCCAUCCAGGAUCGACCCCUCCACUCGUCUCCGACGAGCAAUCCACCUCCACGACCUCCUCCUCGUGCAACGAAUCAUCCACAACAACCCCCGACUGCUCCAGAACCCAGAUUUCCAAGACAAAUCCAACACCUCCCUGCACCUCGCCGCGACGCACGGGUCCACCGACAUUGCCUCCUACCUGAUAGCCUCCGGGCACGACGCGCAGGAGAUCUCCCGGAAUUCGGAACACGACACCCCUCUGAUGCUCGCGGCCCAGAACGGGCACCAUGAAGUCGGCACGCUCCUCGCGCACGCUUUCCCGCGCUGCAUUCCGCACGUGAACCGCCAAGGGCUGGAUGCCCUGGCGAUGGCGGCGCAGUGUCCGGCGAGUGCGGCGAUGAUACCCGUCCUGCUGCAGGACGCGGCCUUCCCGGCGAGCGUGCACGUGCGGGAUGCGGAUGGGAAUACACCGCUGCAUCACGCCUCGGCGUCGGGGAGUCUGAAAGCUCUGAGGAUUCUGCUCGCGGCGGGCGCGAAUCCCCUGGCGAAGAAUAACUAUGACUGGACGCCGUUGGCGUAUAGCCAGACGGUGGCGGCGGAGGUGUAUUUCAAGAAUCUGGUGGCGGAAUUCGAGAGGAGGAAGGUGGAGGGGGCGAAGCAGAGCGAGGAGAGGGAGAGGCAGAGGGUUGCUGGGUUGCGGAUCGUGGAUGCGGCUGCUGAUGGGGAUGGCGAGGAGGGAGGGUAUGAGGAGGAGGAUAAGGUGAUAGGGGAUGCGUUGAAGAGGCACUGGAGUCCUGUGGAGAGGAAGAGGCCGAAUACGCCCGGGAGGGCUGGGAGUCAUGAGUGGGGGAGUGCGCCUACGAUCUCGCACAUCAGGACGAGAAGUGGAAGUGGAGACUGA
This is a messenger RNA of Lecanosticta acicola, 2548 nucleotides long. NCBI's taxonomy places the organism in Eukaryota, Fungi, Ascomycota, Dothideomycetes, Mycosphaerellales, Mycosphaerellaceae. The record is from the annotation of a GenBank genome assembly.